Messenger RNA from Humulus lupulus (European hop), 1026 nucleotides. Its product is annotated as cytochrome c oxidase assembly protein COX15-like. The record is from RefSeq and is a predicted model, not a curated record. Gene Ontology annotation, cellular component: mitochondrial inner membrane. The coding region runs from base 327 to 587 and encodes 86 amino acids. The transcript has 2 exons. Gene Ontology annotation, molecular function: oxidoreductase activity, acting on NAD(P)H, heme protein as acceptor. Gene Ontology annotation, biological process: heme A biosynthetic process. NCBI's taxonomy places the organism in Eukaryota, Viridiplantae, Streptophyta, Magnoliopsida, Rosales, Cannabaceae.
AAUUCCUUAGCAUGAUUUAGGAUCAGUCUGUCAUUGAAUUUUGAUUCAUAGAGGUAUUCACGAGAUCUCAAAUUCAGAAAAAUAUAUUUUAAUCCAUUGAACUACGAGCUCAAUGGCUCAAACUCCGCACGACCAGUAGUUUCCUGAAAUCCGUGUGAACCUAUAAUCAUCAAUGUGAUCAUAGAAUAUUCCUUUAACCGCAUUUACAGCUUGACCAUCGUAUCCUGGAAACAGCCACUUUAGUUUCAAUCGCCUCGUUAUGGUGGUUAACGAGGAAGGUGGAUCUUCAUCCUGCAGUUCGAUAUUUGAUUGGAAGCACUGUUGGCAUGGCUGGUCUUCAGGUUACCUUGGGGAUAUCUACCCUUUUGUCAUACGUGCCAGUUUCCCUGGGCAGUGCUCAUCAAGCUGGGGCUUUGACACUAAUGUCACUGAUGAUCCUUCUCAUUCACACUCUGAGGAAGCCAUCGCCCUUUCUUCUUAAAUCUCUGCCUAAAGUUGCCAAGACAAUCUCUGCACAAAUUUAUUCUUCUUCUUCUUCUUCUUGUUUAGCUAAUGUGAUUUAUUCAAUUCCUCAUUGUGGAACUUGAAACGUUAUAAAUUGAUGAAAUAAUACAAGGACAAUUUUCCUUCCUGGAUGGUGCUUCAUGUUACAAGGGCCUUUGUGGUUAAAGAAACUUACCACAUUUUCGUUCAUGGGGAUCAGCUAGAAAAAGUUUGAUGGAAGAAGACGUAUGAGAGAACAUUGAUUGAUCAGAUAAGAUAUUUGUACAUUGGAAUGAGGUUGUGAGAGAGUGGUGAUAAAGAAUAGCACGAGACUAGAUAAAGUAUUACAAUAUAUUUUAAUACUAUCUCUUUCUUCAGUAGUCAAUAAUGCAUGUUAUAUUGUUUAAAUUUGUGUUGUAAUAAAUGAUCUAAUUGUUAUAUUGUAAUAAGUUUUACAAUAAUGAUAUAUGUACAUAAAAUGUGCACCAAAAUGAGAAGUGCAUACAGAAGCAGAACAUAUAGUUUGUAUCAUUGGCAGAGACU